GCGCGAGAUUCAGUGCCAUGGAAGUUGGCGCAAGGGCGGCGAUCAAGGCGACAAAGGUAAUCGAUGGAGGAGAAGCGACGCUUGAGCAUGAGAGCCUGCGCGUUGGUGAGAUCAUCGCCUACUACACUACGUUAUUCGUUGCUGGAGAUCCACGAGGCAAGCGCGAGUCGAAAGUCAUUCGCAUUCGAAGUGAUGUCAAGAACGACUACCCCAUUCAUUUGGAGAGCCAAGACUCGUACGACCUUGUCGUGAAAUUGCCCGAAAGCGAAUGCAGCAUCAUGGUUGAUUCGAUGUAGGAUCUCCAAGCACGAUAUGGUUAAGCGCGUAAAAGAUGCACAAGGCAACACGAUUCACGAUGGCAUGUGGCGAAAAGUCUACACGUACGAGUUGAUGCCAGGCAAGAUUCGUGGUGAACUGGCCAGUGCGGUGCUCAAAGCCGCCAUGAAGAACGUCGUUCGUGAUUCGUUUGCAAAAGUCUACGGAAGCAAAAAUUCCACGUCCAAAAAGAGGCGGCGGGAAGACGGUACUGACGAAGUGAGGUCUCAAUACACACCCAAACGACCUGCCGGAGCUGCCAAGUCCACCAAGCCAAUGUCCAUUUCCAUCAGCAAAUUCUUCUUACGUAAAACCGCUUCUGCUCCAGCCCCUACUCAACAAGAGGAGUCCAAGGCUAGCAAUGCUUCCAUCGCCCAGAAAGGCAACACCACUGCAUCUGCCACGGAGGGUCAGAGGUGCUUUGUUGCAACUUGUGGAACUACUCCUCAAGGAGUCAAGGCACGAGUCACCAGCGACAGUCCGCCGCGACGACAGAACUACAGUAAACGUGAUCUGUCCAAGAGCGGGCAAUUGUCAUUGAAGCCCUGCUCAGAAACGAUGGAAUCGUCGGCCUCGGUUAUGUUACCCCACAACAGGUUAUUCCGCCGCAUGGAGCCAUCUCCAUGUGCCUCAAAUGCUAAAGCAUUUGAACCCCUAUCGACGGACGUGUUAGCUUCACGAGGAAAAAGUGCUCCCCAUGCACCUGGAGCUCGUACUUUGUCUCUGUCCCCCACCAAGGCUAAAGACACAUAUUCAUCACCAUCGCCCCCGACUUCAGCGCCAUCUCGCAACUCCUGUCCAAAUUCUAAUCAACGGAAACCGUUGACACCCACAACCCCUCCCUCUAUCUCGGCACGUGGCUUGAAAGGGUCUACGGGAAAGUCGAAAAUUCACGAAGACACCUUCAUGUCUCCAGCUUCCUCUGCAUGCUCCUCGUCGAAGGCGUCCAAGCACGGGUCUCAUUCCUCAUCGUUCGUGCCUUCAUGUCCCUCGAGCGCAUCAAAAAAAUUGCAGCACUCAAAUGCAAAUGGCACGACUCGAUCAUUGUCUGGUGUACUUGGUACAGCAUCUUUGCGUCGUCGCCGUCCUUCGCCACAAAUCUCAAAAGACAUUGCCACGUCCAUCCCUUCGCCAACUCCUUCGUCUACGACGGAUAUCGCACUCAAGGCGCUCGCAGAGACCGCUGCUUUCUCGGUCAAAUUUAAACGCGUCGACGACAGCUGCGACAAAUAUCAAGUGCAAAACAUCGAUGACUUGUCUACUGGCAAAGCGAGUGGUGGGUGGUCCCAUGCACCUCCACAGAAUCAGAGCCGGGUGACCACAACGCCCCCGUCUGACAACAAAAUGUCUAAGAGGUUGGCAGCGUUCGGCAACCCAGCGCCGCGCGAUGACGAUGAUAUCACGCCACGCAAGAAACUUUGGCGCCAGGAACUCCGGACGUUCCGUGAAAAGCCCAACCCCUCCCGACGGCCCAUGUCGUCUACAACACCGACGCCGACCCUACAACAAACCCCGAUGGACGCAUGGCUCAUCCCUAGGAAGCGCAAGCCUGCAACUUCAUCAACAUCACAUCGUGAGAAUCCGAGCAUGAAGCAAUUGUAACUCGUUAGAGUAACUAAUCCGACGACCCCAGCCGGAACAACAACAGCUUGGUCUCACGGUUCGCUGCCUUGACUGUAUUCGCUUGGGUCUUCAUGGCCACCAAUUGAGUCCCCACCUUCAACGGCAUCGCCAGUGGUUGUCCAAGUGCCACGCCCACCGCCCGCGUCUGUUCCAUGUUGGCGCAGUCCUUGCUGCGCUUUGGCUCGAUGCCAGAUUCAGUCGAAGGGCGGGCUCACCCGACGUGAUCACAACGACGUAGUUACCCGUGCGGGAAAUUCGAAGCUCCCCAGACAUCACGUUCAAAUCCACGGCCGGGUCGUCCCAACCCUGGGAAUUCCACCG
Messenger RNA from Aphanomyces invadans, 2259 nucleotides. RefSeq lists its product as hypothetical. Lineage: Eukaryota; Oomycota; Saprolegniomycetes; Saprolegniales; Verrucalvaceae. The transcript is spliced from 4 exons. The record is from RefSeq and is a predicted model, not a curated record. The coding region runs from base 313 to 1917 and encodes 534 amino acids.